UCCGGACCUAAAUGUACAAUCAUGCCUACAGAUUUAAGUGGCAAUUGGGAGCUGGAGUCAAAUGAAUAUAUUGAGAAUUAUCUCAAAGCUCUGGAUAUUGACUUUCCCAUUCGUAAGGUUGCUUCACACCUUAGUCCACACAAGAUCAUUAUACAGGAUGGGGACAACUUUGUGAUAAAGACACAGAGCACCUUUAUGGCCUAUGAGUUCAGCUUUACUGUUGGAGUUGAAACGGAUGAAUUUACGAAGGGACUUGACAACCGGAUGCUAAAGACUGUGGUUACCUGGGAAGGGGAAAAACUGGUGGCCAGACAGAAAGGGGAGAAGGCAAAUCGUGGAUGGAAACACUGGAUAUUAGGAGACAAGCUUUAUCUGGAGCUAACAUGUGAAGAUGCGCUGUGCUAUCAAGUGUACAGAAGAAAAAGCUAG
Messenger RNA from Paramisgurnus dabryanus, 429 nucleotides. RefSeq names its product retinol-binding protein 2-like. Gene Ontology annotation, molecular function: lipid binding. Lineage: Eukaryota; Metazoa; Chordata; Actinopteri; Cypriniformes; Cobitidae. The record is from RefSeq and is a predicted model, not a curated record.